Messenger RNA from Neocloeon triangulifer, 2040 nucleotides. Its product is annotated as cystathionine beta-synthase. Gene Ontology annotation, molecular function: cysteine synthase activity; cystathionine beta-synthase activity. Gene Ontology annotation, cellular component: cytoplasm. The record is from RefSeq and is a predicted model, not a curated record. Bases 171 to 1712 code for a protein of 513 amino acids. Lineage: Eukaryota; Metazoa; Arthropoda; Insecta; Ephemeroptera; Baetidae. The transcript has 9 exons.
GCCCCCCUCUCUUGCUCCACCCACCUCCAAAGCGAACACACAUCAACAUCAUUUUGCUUUCUGCUGGUUCUGCACAUUCGAAAACAGUCACCGACCGGCGUGGUGCUUUGAAAUUUGCAAAAAGUCAAAAACUUUGCCAAAUUUUGCUUGAGAAGCUCAGAGAUUACAAAAUGGCAAAGUGCCCAGGCAUGGAUUUUGACUUCAUUCGACCUGACCAGCCCAGCAGGUGCACCUGGACCAGAGAUGCUGACCCAUCUACCUCUCCUCACACGAAGCGCACAGUCCUGGACAGAGAUCAAGUUCUUCCUAACAUUUUACAUGCCAUUGGAAAAACUCCUCUCGUUAAGCUCAACCACAUCCCAAAGUCUUUCGGCAUCAAGUGUGAAAUGUAUGCAAAAUGCGAGUUCAUGAAUCCUGGAGGCAGCGUCAAGGACCGUAUCGGUUUCCGCAUGGUGGAGGACGCCGAAGAAAAGGGCCUUUUGAAACCUGGUUCAACCCUGAUCGAGCCCACUUCUGGAAACACGGGUAUAGGCCUGGCUAUGGCAGCCGCCGUCAAGGGCUACAGGUGCAUCAUCGUGAUGCCUGAGAAGAUGAGCAAUGAAAAGGUCGACACCCUGAGGUGCCUGGGCGCCGAGAUCAUCCGCACUCCGACUGCUGCUGCUUUCGAUUCACCCGAAGGACUUAUUGCAGUUGCUCAGAAAUUGAGCAAGACGAUUCCAAACUCGAUUGUCCUUGAUCAGUACCGCAAUUCUGGCAACCCGCUUGCCCAUUACGACACCACAAUCGCAGAAAUCCUCUCUCAAACCAAGAACAAUGUUGAUAUGAUCGUGGCCUCUGCUGGCACUGGUGGCACCAUUUCUGGAAUUGGACGCAAGUUGAAGGAAAGUUGCCCGAAAUGUGUUCUGGUGGGAGUCGACCCCAUGGGCUCCAUCCUCGCAGAGCCCGAGACUCUGAACAAGUCUGACGUUACUUUCUACGAAGUUGAGGGAAUUGGCUAUGAUUUCAUUCCUACUGUGCUGGACCGCUCCGUUGUGGAUACUUGGGAGAAAACUGUUGACAAGGAGUCUUUGAUCAUGGCCCGCCGUUUGAUCCGCGAAGAGGGCCUUCUUAGUGGUGGAAGCAGUGGUGCAGUGAUGGCUGCUGCUCUGAAAGCCGCCAAGGAUUUGAAGGAGGGACAGCACUGUGUGGUGCUACUGCCCGACGGAAUCCGCAAUUACAUGACCAAGAUGGUCAGCGACUCUUGGAUGAUUGCUCGGGACUUUUUCACUGACUCGCCUGAAAAAGCUCCUUGGUGGUGGAACAACCCAGUUUCCAGCCUGAAGCUCGGAGCGCCUCUGACUAUCUUGCCAAAUGUGUCUGUGCAGGAGGCAAUGGACAUUUUAAAGAAGGAAGGAUUUGAUCAGCUGCCUGUCGUCGAUGACAAUGGUGCUAUUCUUGGUGUUGUGUCCACUGGAAACAUGAUGACCCGACUGGUCAACCACAAAAUCAAGCCCGAAGACAAGGUCGCUUCCAUUCUGUAUCGCCAGUUCCGAAAAAUCAAGGCCGACACGAUUCUAGGCCGCGUGUCACACAUUCUGGAAAAAGAUCCGUUUGCUUUGGUGGUUGAUGACAAGGAUGUCAUCAUUGCGAUUGUGUCGCCAGUUGAUGUGCUCAGCUACAUUACAAGCUCAUCAGACAGCGCGGCUGCUGCUGUUGCCAAGGCUUCCAUUUAAAUGGCAAAAAAAUCUUGAUCAAUAAUGCAAACGUACUCAAUUUCACAAAAUAUUUACUAGUUUCUAAAGUAAGCAUUUAUGGAAGUCAAUUAUAAUGAUUAUGGUGCUGUACUUUGAGAUGCAGAAUGCAAUUCAAACAUCUCAUUUUUUUGGAAUACUUCUUUAUGAUGACCUAAAAUUUUGAUAUUAUUGGAUAUUAUUAUUUUGUAAAACACUAAAUAACCAAUUUUCACAAAAAAUACCAAAUAAGCUGAGAAGAAGAUCAAUAAGAUAAAUCUGAUUAAAUUUAGAAUCUGUGCAAUUUAUUGGUUGUGCUAUUUUCACUUUC